Molecule: messenger RNA, 4740 nt
Organism: Hemicordylus capensis (graceful crag lizard)
Lineage: Eukaryota; Metazoa; Chordata; Lepidosauria; Squamata; Cordylidae
Gene: MKX
Product: mohawk homeobox
Exons: 7
Coding region: 239-1294 (351 amino acids)
Biological process (GO): muscle organ development; regulation of transcription by RNA polymerase II; cell development
Cellular component (GO): nucleus
Molecular function (GO): RNA polymerase II cis-regulatory region sequence-specific DNA binding; DNA-binding transcription factor activity, RNA polymerase II-specific
Source: RefSeq, a predicted model, not a curated record
GGGGCUGCGCGCGUUGGAAACGUGUGGCCGGAGCUGGGAUGGGAGUAGGAGCCGCCGAGCGAGCAGAGCCGGAGACCAGCCGAGAAGCAGCCGCAGCCGCCACCGCCGCCACCGUCUGCCUCAGGCGCCAGCGGCCGUCGGGUCUUCCCCACCUCUGAGGCGCGCGCCUUUCCCCGCUUCAUCAGACCGACGUCCCCGCCGGGCUGCCCUCGCCGGAAGAAGCUCCCUCCGCGCCACCAUGAACACCAUCGUCUUCAAUAAGCUCAGCAACCAGAUGCUCUUCGAGGAAAGCGCCAAGGAGAGGGACAGGAGCAGCAGCCGGCCGUACACGGGGGUCCUCGACGUCUCGCCCCAUCCGGAGGUGCUCAUUCCUGACAGCGCGUCCAUUAAAGACAACCUCAGCCUUCGGCACAGGAGGACAGGCACUCGGCAGAACAGUGGGAAGGUGAGACACAAGCGCCAGGCUCUGCAAGACAUGGCACGGCCGCUGAAACAGUGGCUGUACAAGCACCGAGACAAUCCGUACCCCACCAAGACGGAGAAGAUCUUGCUUGCUCUUGGCUCCCAGAUGACUCUGGUGCAGGUAUCAAACUGGUUUGCCAAUGCCAGGCGUCGCCUUAAAAAUACUGUCCGGCAACCAGACCUCAGCUGGGCUUUACGGAUAAAGCUGUACAACAAGUAUGUUCAAGGAAAUGCUGAAAGACUUAGUGUAAGCAGCGAUGAUUCAUGUUCAGAAGAUGGUGAAAACCCUCCAAGAAGCCACAUGAAUGAAGGGGGAUACAACACACCAGUUCAUCACACUGUGAUUAAAACUGAAAGCUCAGUAAUAAAAUCUGGGGUCAGACCAGAAGGGAGUGCCAACGAGGAUUACGUCUCGCCCCCCAAAUACAAGAGCAGCUUGUUGAAUCGCUACCUGAAUGACUCGUUGAGGCAUGUCAUGGCCACAAACGCAGCCAUGCUGGAAAAAACGAGGCAAAGGAAUCAUUCGGGCUCAUUUAGCUCCAACGAAUUUGAAGAGGAACUGGUGUCUCCGUCAUCUUCUGAGACCGAAGGCAAUUUUGUUUACCGGACAGAGACUCUGGAGAAUGGACCAAACAAGUGUGAAAGUGCAGCUAACAGAAAGAGAUCAAACAAAGACGAGACCUAUUGGAAGGAGAUCAACGCAGCAAUGGCCUUAACAAACCUUGCACAAGGAAAGGACAAACUACAGGGAACCACCAGCUGCAUCAUUCAGAAGUCAUCCCAUAUAUCAGAAGUAAAGACUGUCAAAAUGCCACUAGUACCACCGUUUUAAAGAGAGUUUUUUCUUUUCUUUUCGCCACAAGUGGACAUUUAUCGUGCUGUUUAGUUUUUCCAUAAAGUCAAAUUGGGAGAUCGGAAGCAAGUAUUGAAGAACAGAUUCCUUUUAUAUUAUGGUCAGUAAAAAUAAUAAUUGGUGCAGCCCAUUAGGAAGUUCUCAAGCACAAACAGCAUGAAAUUGAAUGGGAGGUGCUACACAAGAGCAUGGCACACAGCUCCCAUUCAUUUUAAUAGUGAUUGCACGGGAAAACUUCCCAAUGGAUUGUGCUUAGUUAUGGCAAUAAACAAAUGCUCUCUCAGGCUCAGAUACUUUGGCUGACAUACUGCACAAUAUACAUGCAUGUUGCAACAUAAUGUUCAAACCGUUGUGCAAGUGUGCUCUUGCACAAGGGCAGAAAUUGUGCAGACAGAAUUGCACACUAGUAUGGCCAUUGGAAACAAUUGCCAUGCUAUUGUGCAACCAAAUUUUCACAGUGUUUUUGUCUGCAGAACGGCACAAAUGUACGUUGAAACACGCAUGUAACAUUGCUCAAUAUGUCAGCCAGUUUGAUUUCUUAGCUAAAAUGUAAAAUCAACUCUAUAAAGGGCAUGUAAAUUUUAGGAAAAAAACCAACCUUCCCCUUAAAAAAAAAUCAAACUAUUAACUUAUUUUAUUGUAUUAAUCAAACUGCACAUUAAGUGUCUGCAUUGCUAUAACAAUAAGUGCCUUGCUUUCUUACAAUUAGCUAGAACGUGGGCAUAGCUCAAGACAACUGUGCCUCAAAGUGUCAAUGCCAUAAUGCUUAACCUUUGCAUGUACUGCUAAAUGCAUCCUGACCAGUUUAAAGCUGACCUCAGAAAGGGUGAAGAAUAGUAACUUUUUUUGUUUUGUUUUAAGGCCCUGGAGCAUCUGGCAUGUUGUUUGCCUUAUAUGAAGCAGAGACUAGCAAAUCUCUGCAGUAAAAUUGCUACAUCUUAUAAAGGAAAGUCCACCACAUUACCAAACAGUGUACAGUUUCUUUGGCUCAAGUAAAAAAAGGAGUUGCUAUGCACAUAUUGUUUUUCCUGCCUGCAUUUGCUGUAUCUUAAAAUACCAAAAUAAUUACUUUGAGAAGUGCAAUACAGUAGCAAAGAACUCAAAACUUUUAAAGGAACAUCCUGACUGCUUUCCUUAAGGGCAUUUACCCGGGACCUGCAACAGCUCUUGCUUCAAUCACUUUGUAAUGAGAAUGUAAAAACCUGCAUUGUCCAGAGUGGUUAUUCACAUUAACAGUGCCUCUCCUCAGAUUCUCUUUUGCAUUGACACUGAUCAGAGGUUAACACAAAUAGCAAGACAGAAGCUCCAAGGCAGUUUAAGCUCCACAUAGGAAAACAGUUUUUAAUUCUGUACAGUUAAGACAUUUAAAUAAAAUAAGCACCCACUGUGAUAAAAUCCUGGUUGCCAUGAAAACCGUGGAUAGAUCUCGUUUACUUUUAAACCCUCCACUUGACUUAUUGAAACUGUUAUGUGAGUAAUUAAAGCAGAUCUCUUUUUUGGUACCAGAUCCUGUGCUUUAGUUUAUUAUUUAUACUGGAGCUCAAUAACUUUCCACGACGGAAACUGUUAUUGCCUUAAUGCAUCCAGAAUGUUGUUUUAUUUUGGUACGGAAUGUAUCAAAUAAAGACAAUCCCCAUUUCAGUGAAGGCGGAGGGAGGGGGGGGAAUGCAUUAUGAAGUCUAUAUAUUAUAUAAAGUGAAAAGUCCAAAUUAAAAACAUGUGGGACAAACAAACCACUGAACAACUGUGGCACUGAAGCAAUCUAAAGUCAAAGUAGAUGCUAAAUUAGGCAUUUAAAACAACAUUUUAAACCUCUAAAUUUGACUGCCAUUGAGUGAGGUGAGUUGUAUAAAAUCAGGUUUUUGGAGGUAUACAGGAUUUUUCUUCAACCCUACAUAAAUAUUCUAAUCAGGUUCACCUCUUGAAUAAGCAACAGUAAAGCCAAAUAUAGUUUAUAUUGAGUUGGUAAAAAGAAAACUGGAAAAAGAGUUGAUUGUCCAUGGUCCAGUUCAGGGGAAAGUUGAAACCUGGUUUAUUUUCCUAAAAGGGAGUUGAAUGUUACAUCCGAAUAAUGGUAUGCAGAUUAAUUUGGUAAAUGCAGCUGAGGAGCCUAGUUUUCAAAGGGGUUCAUGAUCCAGGAAAACUGGUAAUCCUUUUCACUCAACCCUGUGUUGUCCUAGAUCAAAUGAACCCUGCCUGUAUCUGGUAAAGCAGAGCUGUGAUGGAUUGCGGUAUCGCCACAGCUCCAUUGGUCAGGCAUAAAAUCCAAGGACAAAUCCAGCCCAUCCCUGCAUAUGCCAAUAGGUGCAUGCAACCCUCCCGGGAACAUAGCGCUUCAUGUGUAAGAGGACUGCUGGGGAGAAGGGGUUGUUGCAGCACCUGAUGCCAAGUGGGGUUGGAUUUUCUCAUACAUUUGCUAGUUUGCUUAUAUGCUUGCUUGUUCAAAUUCAGGCAAUACAGCUAGAAUAAAAUUAACCACCAGGUUUCAGUGGGUGGGUUUGCAUGAUUGCUGCCAAAUCAAGAAGCAAGUGUGCACUCCCGGCGGGUGUGUUGUGUGAACUUUCCAGCUGGAAGUUCCUGAUCCAUCUUGCCCAAGAUUCUACCAACUUCCUCUGCCCAACUUUAAAACUUGGUUAUGGAAGUCUGGUGGAAGUUUUUAGAAUCUUGGGCAGACAGGUUGGGAACCACUGGUUGGUGGACUGGAAUUACACAAAUACUGACUUGGUGGUGAUCGUGUGAACCACCCAGCGUUAAAUCUCUACCGGAUCUUUGGACAACCUACUAAAUUUUCAUAGGGGUGCAGAGGAAUUUAUCAAAAGCAGGUGGCUAAGUUAUCAAUUUCUAAUUUGUGGGGGAUGUAUAUGGCAAUCUUCCAUACAGAGCAAGAAGGAUCAAACCCUUGGUGAAGCUGACUUUCAGGUAUGCAAAAUGUUUCUCAAGCAUAGCCAGUUCCAAUUGCACUAAUAUAAUCUAGAUAUAAUCUAGAAUGUAAUCUAGAAGCAGGUAUCAGCCUUGAUGUAACUUGUAGAAUGCGUCUUGAUGUAACAUAGCAAUUUGUGGUUGUGGUUGUUCUUUUUUAAAGUGUACAAUUAAAAAUGAUUUGAUAUGAAAAAUAUUUUGUACAUAAAUAUAUAUAUUUUUACUUUUUUUCUAAAUGGCUGUUUUGCAUUGACAUAAAAGCAGGAAAUAUAUGUUACGACUGUAUGAACGGUUGAAGUAUACUUUGGAUGGACUUGCAUCAUUAUGCAAAAAACGGCUCCUACAAGAACGACAUUUGAGACCUAAUCUACUGGAUUUUGUCAUAACAAUGUGAGUUUUUAAAUAAAAUCAGAAAGUAAACACUUCGCUUUAGUUCAUACUAUGGUAAGUUAUUCUGGUAUUAACUAUUUUGUGACAAUAAACUGUCUUGCCAAACUUUUCUGUAA